Messenger RNA from Durusdinium trenchii, 1522 nucleotides. Lineage: Eukaryota; Dinophyceae; Suessiales; Symbiodiniaceae. The record is from the annotation of a GenBank genome assembly.
CCUGGGUUCAGAACACUUUGAGAGAGCCCUCGACCAAUGAACCCUAAUCCCCCAAAUGCAGCAGAAUCUCCAAGCACUCCAAAGCCCUGCCAAAUCUGCACAGCUUCCUGCCAAAGCCGUGGGCUUCGAUCGCAAAUCGCCAACCGCCUCUCGGGCAACCCACCGAUGGCGCGUCACGCAGUGGCCGCGGCAUGGCUUGCGGUCGCAGUGAGGGCCGCGACGGAUGUGCCCUUGGCAACCUUUGAUGGAGCAGCUGCGAGCAGCUUUGAAUUCAAGGAGCUCAACGAUCCAGUGAUGGGCGGCCAGUCUCACGGGACUUGGCACGUGGAUCAGCAGCAGAAGUUGGGCAUCUUCGACGGUGAGGUCCUGGAUGUGCCAAGUCUGAAAGCUCCAGGCUUCAUUAAGGCAGCGGCAGACGGCCACUUUCCCGACGCCUCCGCCACGGCGCAUGGGGGACUGGUGCUCAAGUUGCGGAGUAGCACACCCAACUAUGAGGGCUUCCGGGUCUCCUUCGCCAGUGGCACGUCGUCGCCUAGCUACGCUUGCGCCGGGGGCGGCUCCAUCCCCCUAAGCCGUGGCUGCUUCAAGGCGAAGUUCCAGGUGCCUUCCGCGGGCAAUAGCAGCUUUGCUGAGGUGCUCCUUCCCUGGAGCGCCUUUAGCGACAAAUGGAGCCCGGCCACCGGUGAGCAGACCUCCACCUGCGCAGAGGACCCGAGCGUUUGCGUGAGCGCAUCGACCUUGUCCAAGAUCCGGCGUGUGGAGCUUUGGGCCGAGGGGGCGCUGGGGAAAGUGCACCUAGAGGUGAAGUCCAUCGUGGCCCGUCCAGAUCAGCUGGCGCUGGGUGGUGUGCCCUCUCAGUAUGAUGGAUGCGGCAAACCGGUGCAGAGGAAGCUUCGCUACAACGUCUCCAGCCGGAAGGAGCCCACCGUGCCAGUGCCUGUGGACCCCUCCGAGAGCCUGGCGGAGGCGGUGUGCUGCGACACCCGCACCAAGGUCUAUGCCGAGCCGCAAUUCCUGUACCAGGCUCCAGAUAUUGCGCUCUUCAAGAGCUUGGAGGGAGUCACCACUUUCUAUGACUCUGUUUGCGGGCUACCACUCUUCAAAGCGCCAGUAAACAGGAGCAUGGCGGACUUCAAGGCUGAUACGGAUGAACAUGGCUGGCCAUCGUUUCGCAAGGAGGAGGUCUUCUCAGAGCACGUGAAGGUGGACAAGGAUGGCUUUGUGUAUUCCUCUUGCGGCACACAUCUGGGGAGCUACUUGCCCGAUGCUGCGGGGCCGCGCUACUGCAUGGAUUUGUCCUGCAUUGCAGGCAACCCAGUGGACUUCGUGGUCUAGAGGAAUUGGUCUCUUUCGCCAGACAGGGGACACCGACAGCUUGGAAAAAAGGUCAAUGAGUUCACCGUUCACCUUUUGUUGUUUGAGAGUGGUGGUCCCGGCGUCCCCUGCGAGACAUGCAACAGACUGAACAGAGGAACAGGGUCCAGAUUUCUUGGAAGUCAGUCUUCAAUGUAGCGUAGGGCAC